GGCACGACGGGGGUCGUCGGUCCCCGCCUCCGAGGCGGCUCCAGGAUGUUCGGCUACUUCCGCCGACCAAACGCUCAACGCUCGGGAAUACUCGGAACUCUUUGGUUAGAGGACCGACAGAAAGUCCGGAAGCUUUCGGAACUCCACGGCUGAUUUCCGAAUGGCUCCAAUUCGAGACGUCCCGGGACCCAUUCCUCCCCGUUGUUUCUCCGGUAUUGCUCUCCCAGCGCUUGUCACUGUAAUAGGCAUAUGAUGGACGCUCAAUAAACUUUUGUUUUAUGAACGAACUUGUGAAUGCAAGACCUAUGUAAGCCUAGCCCCGGCACCUUUGGAUAUUUCCGGUCUUCGUAAACCCAAGCGGUGACGGCCGAUGAAGGCGCCGAGGCCCGCUCGGGUAUUUUCGGAACCAUCCGGAAACGCUCUUCGGAGAGGUGUGCCUGUUCGGAAACACUCCGUCUUCAUUCGGAAUCCCUCGGCUAAUCUCGGCAGCCCCCUUGCAGUUCGCCCUCCCCAGGGUUUUCUUUAAGCCCUAAAACUGUUCGAGCCUGGCGAGAACCUACUCGGAUACUUCUCGCAGACUGCCAGCCCGGGGAAGCGCGAUGCCCUCUAAGGGAGAGUUAUUUGGAGGAAGGGAGAUUUGCAUGUGGCUGCUCUUGGCUCCCUUUAGGGAUUCCACAGAUCGCCGGUCCUCUUCCCUGCUCUCCACCUGUGCCUCGAGCCUGCAGUGUGCCUGUCACACCCCAUCAGCUCCCUGGGAGGUUAUGAUCCGCUGUCAGGGCCACCCAAAGGGCAGGAGCCUUGCCUGAUAUUUCUGUGUGUCCUCGGCCUCACCCACGAGGCAUGGCGAUGGGGAGGCCUCAGAGACUCCUACUAAACAAAACGACUGAGGGUGCAUGUGUCACCUCCCCAGGGCGCCUUAACCUGCGGUUCCGCCUGGGAACUCCGUGGGGCAGGGCCCUCGUCUGGUCCAUAGGACUAUCCACAGGCAGUCGGGAUUUGCCCAGCCUCCUCCACGGCUGCGCUCUGGACCUGAUGGGUCCUUCUUUGUGCCCUUGGCUUCAUUCGCUGGGCACACAGGAGACCCCAGAAGACAUGCGCGGAGUGAACUCCCACCCCGAGUUUCCCCCCUUAGACCGCCCCGACUACUGGUUUUUGCGUCCCAGAUAUCCUUGAGGUCUAGGGGCCUUGUCUGAUACGCACAGGCUCCGGGAGGCGGACACUGAGCAGAAACAACCACUAAAAUGCCCUGAUUUUUGGCCAUGUGUGACCUCCCUAGUGGCACGGGCCCUGAGCCACCCGUGGCUGUGCGCCUGGCUAUCCCAGCGCAGGCCUCUGAGCAACAGCCCCUGCCCGGAAACCACGGCCGGGGCAAUCCCGGCCGGGUCGGUUCGCGCCCAGCCCAGCUUAGGUGGCCGGGCGGGAACUUGGCACACCUGGCGCCGUCCCCUGACCCCGCCCCGGGCUGGGCCGCACCCCGGAACGCUCUCUCCGGACGCCAGCGGCGGCGGUGCAGGGCCAUGGCGGCGGCUCCAGCGGUGUGCGCCUCGCAGGGGCCCCCACCGAGUGCACCGUCCGCGCCGGCAGCCGCGCCCGCACCGGCGACCGGCCUGGGCCGCUGCCGGAUGGCGCUGCUGUUGGCCGUGGCGCUGGACGUGGCGGGCAUGGCGGCGCUGCUGACCGGCGUGUUCGCGCAGCUGCAGGUGCGCGGCCGCGACUUCGGGGACCUGCUCAUCUACUCGGGCGCGCUGCUGGUGUUCCUGAGCCUGCUGGGCUGGAUCCUCUGGUACACGGGAAACAUCGAGAUCUCGCGCCAGGAGCUGGAGCGCGACUACGGCCUGCGGCCCUCGGCGCUCGCCCGCCUGGCGCGCAAGCUCUCCCGCCGCUGGUCGGCGCCCGCCGCCGCCGGCCCGCGCCCCACGCCCGGCUCCCGGAGAGCGCGUCGAGCCACCCGCGCGCCCCCGCCGCCUGCCGCCGGCUCCCGCCGCGUGCGCCUGCAGCUCGCCACGCUCGAGGCCGGGCCCGGGGCGGCGGGCGCGGGCAGCGAGUGAGGCCCAGCAACCCCUCGGCCCCAGCUGUCAGGACCAGAAUGAGAUGUGCAGCUGCCCCUACAUCGGCGGCCAGCAGGAUGCCCCCUGCCCCCCUCCCUCCUCACCUGGAUAAAAAACAGAUUCGCCUCAGCACUGCCUGUCUGUCUCGGAGAGGGACCUGCUGGGGUGGGAACGGAGACGAGGUGGCCUGCUUCCUUCUAGGGCCCAGGUGGGCCUGGCCACACCCGAGGUGAGGCUGCCCCUGCCCUGGGGAGCCCGGGAGCCCUGGGGAUAUAGGCGUCCAGGCUUAUGCUGCCCCUUCUCAGAGCGGACCAGGGAGGGGGUGGGGGGAAGGCUCUCAGCCCAGACCCCUCUAUUCUACCCAGACCUCCCUGGGUGAGUUUGGAUUCUCUGAGAAGCAGACACAGAGGCAAAUUGGAUUUGUGAGAUGUUUAUUGGGGAAACACUUUUGAAGGAUAACUUGGUGCAGGGAGAUGGAGGGAUGGAGAGGGUGAGUCCUGGACCCCAGCGCCCUCCAGGAAAAUUGCCCUGGCCACUAGGAGCUGGGAGCUUGCUUUGUCAUCCAUGGAGGAGGCCCCUGCCCUUCAAGAAGGCACCUUGUAUCCGGAACCCCCACCCCUUGCCUCGCCAAGCUCAGUUACUGGUGGAGAGCCACCCAUGGUCACCUAGGUGCAUCCAGGGUGGGGGCAGGGACACUUCAUGUGGCAGGAGACUGAGGGGGAUGUUUCCCCAGCUGUGCCAUGCCCCUCCCCGCCAGUCCAGGCACUGCUUAGCCCCCGCCACCCCCACACGCCCCUAGUCACCGCAUUUCAGACCCUCCUUCCAGCCCUCACACACCUCUGCCCCGCCAGUCCAGGGCCCCUGUGAGCCCAGCUCUCCUUCAGCUCAGAUCCCCUACUUACGUCCCAGACCUCUCUCAUUCCAGGGUCCCUCAGCUUACACCCCCAUGGCCACAGCCUGGGCCCCCGGAGCUCCCAUCCCCAAGACCCCGGCAGCCCCCACCUGUACCCCCACUUCUGUGUGCACGGUGCCUCUGCUCCCCACAGCUUUCAGAGAAGAGACCAUGCGUCCACACACCAUAUCUGUAUUGAGCGCUCCCCUGGGGACACCCCUAAUCUUCGUCUUCCACGCCCUCCGUCUCCUCGCCUUCUUCUGUCCCUUCCCCCUCGGUGCCCCCCUCCGUGUCCUUGCCCGAUUUGGCCGUGGAGAUGGAUGUCUUCUUGCUCCCUCGUUCCUUGGAGAGCAGCGAGACCCUCCGGGACAGGUCGCAAUUACUCGCCAGGAAGCUGGGAGUGUGCAGCAGGUCCCGGCGCCUGGCCCACCUGCAGAGAGCGAACCGCUCAGCCCCGGCAGGGUGCCCCCCCGGGCUCCCUGGGGAUGCAGGCACCGACCCCAGCCCAGGCCCACUCACCAGAACAAGCAGAUACCGCAGCUCAAGAAGAGGAGGCCGCCGCACGUCCAGCCCAGCGCCCACAUGUGCUUCCUCCGCAUGUUUUCUGGACAAGGGAGGCAGGGUUAAGACCCGGGGCUCCUGCGCCAGACCCACCCCCCAGGGAGCUGGGACCCGGGGCCCUCACCAUCUGGACGCUGGUGGUAGCAGACCCCAUCACGAUAGCAGCACCGUAGGCGCAGGCAGAGGUUGGGGCUGUCGAUGGCCGCCUGGCCCCCACAGCUCUCCCGAUCCCACACGUCACCCUCACAGCCUGGAGACCA
This is a messenger RNA of Saimiri boliviensis boliviensis (Bolivian squirrel monkey), 3761 nucleotides long. It is a transcript of the gene TMEM238, whose product is annotated as transmembrane protein 238. Lineage: Eukaryota; Metazoa; Chordata; Mammalia; Primates; Cebidae. The record is from RefSeq and is a predicted model, not a curated record.